AUGUUGCCAGCACGCGUCGCCCGCAACUGCCUACGCGGCCUCCCUACCCGCGCCUUCAGCACCAGCCCCCUCGUCCGCAGAGCCGACAACCCGAUCCCGGCCAAUGACCCCAAGAACCGCGACACACCCAGCCCCGUCAGCAGCACCAAUGCCACACCUCUGAGCAGUGAGGGCAACAUGGAUAAGCCUUUGCAAGAGUCUGUGCAGGAGGGCGAGGAGCGUCGUGCCAUGCAAGCGCCCAACCGUCAGGGCGUGUGGAGUCGUAGCCAGCAGCCUAGAGAGAAGGCUAUGGUGGGCCCGAGGUUUGAGCAGAUGAUCAUGUAUGAUCAGCCUCGUCCUCUGGCAGCCAUCGAGCUCAUCCACAAGCAGCCCGUCAACUGGGUCAAGGAGCGCACCGUCAAGUGCGACGGCGGCGGUGGUCCCCUCGGCCACCCUCGCAUCUUCAUCAACGUCGACAAGCCACAAAUAUGCGCAUGCACCUACUGUGGUCUUCCCUACGCCAAGGAGUCCAACCGCAAGAUCCUCGAAGCCCUCCCAAACCCUUCCUACCCUCUCGAGCCUACCGGUCACGAAGCAGAGGUCCCUCGGGGCUACCAGAGCAACACUGGCAAGCCUCUUGAACAGCGAUGA
This is a messenger RNA of Aureobasidium subglaciale EXF-2481, 630 nucleotides long. RefSeq lists its product as uncharacterized. Bases 1 to 630 code for a protein of 209 amino acids. The transcript is spliced from 3 exons. Gene Ontology annotation, biological process: mitochondrial electron transport, NADH to ubiquinone. Lineage: Eukaryota; Fungi; Ascomycota; Dothideomycetes; Dothideales; Saccotheciaceae. The record is from RefSeq and is a predicted model, not a curated record.